Stomoxys calcitrans (stable fly) is the source of this 1682-nucleotide messenger RNA. RefSeq names its product venom serine protease Bi-VSP. NCBI's taxonomy places the organism in Eukaryota, Metazoa, Arthropoda, Insecta, Diptera, Muscidae. The transcript is spliced from 7 exons. The record is from RefSeq and is a predicted model, not a curated record. Gene Ontology annotation, molecular function: serine-type endopeptidase activity. Bases 146 to 1636 code for a protein of 496 amino acids. Gene Ontology annotation, biological process: proteolysis.
AAUCUCGCGAGACCAGGUUGCAUUCGUAGUUGGUUUAUUGACGGGAUUGUAGUGAUUGUUGCUUCUUCUAAUAAAGUUUCCAAAACGGAAUUCGUCAAAAGAAAACUAAAAGAACUGUGUGAUAGAAAAACUAAUUUCAUUAAAAAUGUUUUUAAUCAUUACUAGUAUAUUCGCCAUUACCUCACUUCUAUGCCAUGUGCACUUCAUUCAAGGUCAUGGUGGUUUUGUUCCCAUUCAAGGUGGUUUCAUUCCUAGCGCAAGUUAUAAUUAUGGAAGUUAUUGUCAAACACCUCUAAAUGAAAUGGGAUCCUGUGUUUCAUUGAAAUUUUGUCCCGAAGUAUUGACCCUAUUCGAAAGAUUGGACACUAGAUCGGCCAAAAGAUAUUCGGCGCAGUUGCAAAAUCUUUGCGGUAAUCGUGUAACGCCAGAUCAAUAUCCGGUGCUUUGCUGUAAACGUGUUGUAACAAGUAUGACCAGAACUGAUGGGUCAUCUCCAGCGGUUACCACAUCAACAACCACUACAACAACGACUACGACUACGACCACCGAAAGGCCAACAGUGAAAACAACUACACCAGAAAAUGAUAACAGAAGUGGGGUUUCCACAAAUGUACUAUGUUUGACAACAGAAUUGACCUCGGGAGUUUGUAAACCUCUCAAAGCCUGUCCAGAACUUUUAAAUAAACUUAAAGCUGACCCGAAUAAUGAAGAUUUCAAAUCUGAUCUACGCAAAUCCCACACUUCAUGUGGUAAUCAAAACACAGAGGUUUGUUGUCCUGCAACAGCUGCAGUGCCUACCUCGUCUCCCAACCCCCGUACCAUGAGACAAAACGUCAAUCAUUUGCCCUCUGAAGAGGAAGGAUGUGGUCUGGUCAAUCAGACAGCGCCAAAAAUUGUCGGUGGGGACGUAAGUCAAAUUGGUGCCUGGCCAUGGAUGGCUCUCAUUGGCUAUGACCCCUACAGUGUAAGGCCAUUUAAGUGUGGUGGUACAUUGGUCUCCAGUCGACAUGUGAUUACGGCAGCACAUUGUAUACGUCAGGAUUUAUCUUUCGUCAGACUUGGUGAAUUUGACUUGUCCACAGAAUCGGAAACGGAGUAUGUGGAUAUAAAUGUUAUUAAGCAUGCAAAACAUCCCGAUUUUGGUAAAAACCGACGUUCAGAUUUGGCGAUAUUGUUGCUGGAAACUGAGGCGAAAUUUACAGCUCUCAUUGCUCCCAUAUGCUUGCCCAAUUCGAUACAACUGCGUUCCAAGUCCUAUGUGAACAGCAUGCCCUUUGUUGCUGGUUGGGGUUAUACCGAACAGGGUGGUUCAACAUCCAAUGUACUGAAAGAGACCCAGUUGCCAGUGCUGGAUAAUGAUGUCUGCCGACAGAUCUAUAAACGUUUAUUGCCCAGUAUUGGCGAUGCUGAAUAUGAUGAGAGCAUUAUUUGUGCUGGUUACACAGUGGGUGGCACUGAUACCUGUCAAGGAGAUUCAGGAGGCCCAUUAAUGAUACCAGAGCUAUAUAAGGGUGUAACUCGUUAUUAUUUGCUUGGUGUGGUGUCCUAUGGCCAUGGCUGUGGUAAAGUUCCUGGCAUUUAUAUUAGCACUCAGCGAUGGAUGGAUUGGAUAGUAAAACAAAUUGAAGAACUAUGAGAUUAUCAAACAAUAGACAGUUUAUAAUAUAUCUAUAGGUAAACAU